UAGCUAGAUGUCUAGCUUUUCAAUCUUCUAUGACCUUGAACCAUUUGAAGUUUUUCAAAAGAUUAAAGACUGAUAAUCUAGAAAUGGGUUAUCCUCAAGCUCCUCCAAACUCUCCUCACUUGUAUCCUCAAACAAUUCAACUUAAACUAUACCAGGCCUUUAUAUUCUCAAUCCCAAUACUCUUCUCCAUAAUUCUCUUACUCUUGUUUUACUUGUUCUACCUCAAGAGGAGGGCUUCCCCUGGUUCCUCCCAACCAACACUUCCAAGGACCACCUUAAAUCAUGCUCUCUUUCCUUCUUCAAGUGAGAUGGGUUUGAAGGGAAACCUCAAAGACAAUCUUCCAAUAAUCUUGGUCGAUGAAGAUUUAACUUCAAGGGAUUCAACGUGUUGUGUUUGUUUGGGAGAAUUUGAGAUCAAGGAGGAGGUGCACCAGAUUCCAACAUGCAAACACGUGUUUCACAUUGAUUGUAUAGGUUAUUGGCUCCACUCGAACCCCACCUGUCCACUAUGUAGAUGUAUCAUCAUCACCACCACUAUCACCACAACCAAACAGGGCCAUUCACAGCCACCUGUUGGACCCAAUCUAGUCAGCCAAGAUAACCAAAACUUCAACAAUAACCCACAGAUGGUUCAUGAUCUAGAGCAACAAGAACAGCUAGUUAUGGCUAACAACAAUUUAGGAGAACAUCACAUGCUAGUGAUGGAAAGGAUCAUCUAGUGAUAGUAAUCAUAGUACAUACAUUUGUUAGCCACAUCAAGAUUCAGUAUAUCCAAAUCCAUAAUAGUUGAACCCAAGAGACAUACAUGCUUUAUAAUGCCCAAAUCAAGUUGGAACAAAUGUGAUUGAUUGAUACAAGGAAAUGGGACAAAGAGGGACUAAAGUGCUAAAAGUCAAAAAAGCCCCAAAACCUGUUAUGCUUGUAAUCUCCCCAUGCCAAAUUUUGUGAGUUGUGAUCAUCUAUCUGUUUCCAUUUAUACUAUUAAAUUUGAAGUGAAUUCGAAUUUGUUUGAAAA
This is a messenger RNA of Camellia sinensis, 1015 nucleotides long. Lineage: Eukaryota; Viridiplantae; Streptophyta; Magnoliopsida; Ericales; Theaceae. The record is from RefSeq and is a predicted model, not a curated record.